Molecule: messenger RNA, 5213 nt
Organism: Alosa sapidissima (American shad)
Lineage: Eukaryota; Metazoa; Chordata; Actinopteri; Clupeiformes; Clupeidae
Gene: grin2ab
Product: glutamate receptor, ionotropic, N-methyl D-aspartate 2A, b
Exons: 16
Coding region: 312-4886 (1524 amino acids)
Biological process (GO): synaptic transmission, glutamatergic; monoatomic ion transport; excitatory postsynaptic potential
Cellular component (GO): NMDA selective glutamate receptor complex; postsynaptic membrane; postsynaptic density membrane
Molecular function (GO): NMDA glutamate receptor activity; transmitter-gated monoatomic ion channel activity involved in regulation of postsynaptic membrane potential
Source: RefSeq, a predicted model, not a curated record
CCGUGCGCCUGACGGACACCGAGGGCUUGAAGGAUUUAAAUUGGACUUGCCAAGCUUUACCUCAGGCGAUGGAUAUGUGAUCUGAGGUGCGUGUGGAAUGCUCCCGGCAUGAAAAGUGGAAGUUGUGAGCUCGCGAGUUUUGUGACGGAGGACACUCUAAAGAUGCGCGAGGGAGCGCGCUCUCCAUCUCAGGACGUGCCCGCGGAGGACAAGCAGCCGAUUCCACCGGAUUCACAACAUGUCAAAGCCGCGCGCCAAGCCACCGCCAAGGCUUCCCACACUCCGUGACAAGAAAGGGCUGGCUGAGUUGCAUGAUGGGUGAGGCAGCCGUGCUGCGCGUGCGUCUGCUCUGUGUGUGUGUGUGUGUGUGCGCGUGUGUGUGUGCGAGCCUGGCGGCCCAGCGGCCGGCCGCGCUGCAGGUGGCGGUCAUCCUGGGCCAGUCGCGUCCGGCGUCGUCCUCCUCGUCCUCGUCCUCCUCGUCCUGGGAGACGGAGCUGAUGACGCGUGCGGGCCGCGUUGCCGGGGGCGACGGGCGCGUGGAGGCCCAGGUGUCGGCCGUGCGGCUGAACCGGACCGAUCCACGGAGUGUGCUCAGUGGCCUGUGCGAGGUGAUGGGCCGGCAGCCGCUGCACGGCCUAGUGUUCGGAGACGACGGGGACCAGGAGGCCCUCGCCCAGCUGCUGGACUUCGUCUCCGCCCACACGCUCAUGCCCAUCCUGGGCAUCCACGGAGGCUCCGCCAUGACCAUGGCACAGAAGGAUAUAAAGUCGUCGUUCUUCCAGUUUUCGGCAUCUCUCCAACAGGAGGCGCUGUUGAUGCUGUCCAUCAUGGAAGAGUAUGACUGGCAUGUCUUCUCCAUAGUAACCAGCAAGUUCCCUGGAUACCUCGACUUUAUCGCCACCCUCCGCACCACUGUGGACCACAGCUUCGUGCGCUGGGAUCUGCAGAGCGUGGUGAUCCUGGAGGGCACGGAUGCGGAGGCCAAGGCUCAUGUGGAGCUCAAGCGACUCCAGUCCCCUGUCAUCCUACUCUACUGCUCCAAGGAGGAGGCCCAGUUCAUACUCGCCGAGGGACGCAGCCUGGGGCUGACCGGGGCCGGCUACGUCUGGAUUGUGCCCAGCCUGGUGAGUGGGAGUGUGGAGGUCAUCCCUGAGGCCUUUGCUCCGGGGCUCAUCUCCGUGGCGUACGACUGGGACUACCCGCUGGACAUGCGGCUGAGCGACGGCCUGGGCCUGCUGGUCUCCGCCGCCAGCGCCAUGCACCUCCAGACCGGACGCAUCCCCGAUGCCACCGCCAGCUGCCACGCCCCCAGCCAAUCAGGGGCCGCCGAGCAGCCCAAGGUCCCGCCCAGCAGCCUGCGCAGAUACAUGAUGGACAUCUCAUUAGAUGGUCGUGACCUGUCUUUUACUGACGAUGGUUACCAGGUCAACCCUAAGCUGGUUGUCAUGGUGCUCAACACAGAAAGGGAAUGGGAGAAGAUGGGCCGGUGGGAGAAUAACUCGUUGCGUCUGCGGUUCCCGGUGUGGCCGCGGUAUAACUCGUGGGGCGACCCCGACGCGGAUGAGAAGCACCUGAGCAUCGUCACCCUGGAGGAGAAGCCCUUUGUGAUCGUCGACGACGUGGACAUUCUCACCGGGACCUGCAUGAGGAACUCCGUGCCCUGCCGCAAGCACAUCAAAGAUAACUCAACGGAGGGCUCCUAUGUGAAGAAAUGCUGUAAGGGCUUCUGCAUCGACAUCCUGAAGAAGAUCUCCAGGAUCGUCAAGUUCACCUACGACCUCUAUCUCGUCAACAACGGCAAGCACGGCAAGAAGAUCAACAACGUCUGGAACGGGAUGGUCGGAGAGGUGGUGUAUAAGAAGGCAGUCAUGGCGGUGGGAUCUCUGACCAUUAAUGAGGAGCGAUCUGAGGUCAUUGACUUCUCUGUACCCUUCGUAGAGACCGGCAUCAGUGUAAUGGUAUCCCGUAGCAACGGAACAGUGUCACCCUCUGCGUUUCUGGAGCCCUUCAGUCCUUCCGUGUGGGUGAUGAUGUUUGUGAUGCUGCUCCUCGUCACGGCGAUAGCCGUUUUCCUCUUCGAGUUCAUCAGUCCACUGGGCUUCAACAGAAACCUCGCUCAGGGCAAAGAUCCCCAUGGUCCGUCCUUCACCAUUGGCAAAGCGGUGUGGCUGCUGUGGGGUUUGGUGUUCAAUAACUCUGUGCCGGUGCAGAACCCGCGCGGAACCACCAGUAAGUUCAUCGUGUCCGUGUGGGCCUUCUUCGCCGUCAUCUUCCUGGCCAGCUACACCGCCAACCUGGCCGCCUUUAUGAUCCAGGAGGAGUUCGUCGACCAGGUCACAGGCCUCAGUGACAAGAAGUUCCAGAGCCCAUACUCCUUCUCCCCUCCAUUCCGUUUUGGAACGGUACCGAACGGGAGCACUGAGAGAAACAUCAGGAAAAACUACCCAGAUAUGCACCAGUACAUGGUCAAGUACCACCAGACCGGCGUUCAUGACGCACUCAUCAGCCUUAAGACAGGGAAGCUGGAUGCGUUCAUCUACGACGCUGCAGUUCUUAACUACAUGGCGGGCCGGGAUGACGGCUGCAAGCUCGUCACCAUCGGCAGCGGCUACGUGUUUGCCACCACUGGCUACGGCAUCGCCCUACAGAAGGGCUCCUACUGGAAGCGCCUGGUGGACCUCGCCAUCCUGGGGAUCAUCGGCGACGGUGAGAUGGAGGAGCUUGAGGCCCAGUGGUUGACUGGUAUCUGUCACAAUGAGAAAAACGAGGUCAUGAGCUCGCAGCUGGACAUAGACAACAUGGCGGGCGUGUUCUACAUGCUGGCGGCCGCCAUGGCUCUGGCGCUCAUUACGUUCGUGUGGGAACACCUGUUCUACUGGAGGCUACGCUUCUGCCUCACCGGGCGCUGCUCUGGACAGCCCGGCCUGCUCUUCACCAUCAGCAGGGGCAUAUGGAGUUGUAUCCACGGUGUGCAUAUUGAGCUGAAGAAGCCUCCAGAGCUGGGCUUCAGCCCUCAGCAGAACAUGCUGCAUCUCCUCAAGUCGGCCAAGGAGCUGGUCCCCGGUCGCCAGGCCAACCCCAACAUCCUGCCGCCACCCCCAGGCCUGCUCCAGAUCAUGGGCGCCGCCAAGAGCAACAGCCAGGCGGCCAAGGACACCGUCUACAGCAACACCGGCAGCCUGGUCAGCAACCGGCUCAAGGAGCCGCUCAACAACGCCGCGCUGUUGCCAGGGCAACGGGUGCUGACCAUGACCGACGCACCGCACAACCUGCCGGGAGGAGGAGGGGGUGGGGACAAGGGCGUGUCCAAUGGGGCGUCGCGUAACCCUCCUCCUGCCGCGUCCAAGCCCCGCGCGCUCUGGAAGAAGUCGGUGGAGACGCUUCGCCAAGGGGCGCCGCCGGGCUCCGAGGAUCCGUCUUCCGCGGCCCCUGCCGCUGUGUCCAUGGCGACCGCCCCGGCCGCACCGCUGGAGUCACGGCUGCCCAUGAAGAGCCAGCGCUACCUGCCCGAAGAUGCCCCCGACCUCUCCGCCGCAGAGGGCAAAGGUCACGGAGGCAACGGCGCCCCCGGCAACAACAACAAGCAGGUGAAGGAGCCGCCCACGCUGCGCAAACGAGGGCGGCUGCCUCGCGACCUCAGUGACCUCGAGCUGUCGACGCUGCGCAGCCAGCAGAGCGGCAGCAUCCAGAGCAACCACACCACCUCCGGAACCCUCCACCACCUCUUCAGCCAGAGCAGCCAGGGCAGCGGAGUGUUCACCAUAGACUCCGCCUCCCUCGACCAGGAGCCUGCCGCCCUGCACUUCCCCGACCUCUUCAGCGACCACCACCAUCACCGCGACAACGGCGGCAAGGCCAGCACCAAGGGCCCGGCGGGACCCGGCCAGCAGCCAAUCCUGCAGCUGAACAGCAGCCUGCUCUCCAGCCCGCCCCCACACCUGGCUCACGCCGCCCACCCCGACGUCAUGGCGACGGCCGUGGCGAAGGAGAAGAAGUACAACACCUACGGGAAGCCGGGGAUGGGCGGGGCCUCUGGCGGCGGCGGACCUCAGACCCACUGCCGCAGCUGCCUGUCUCGCCUCGGGGGCUCGUCCGGGAGCGGUGGCGUCGCAGGUGGCGGCUACUCGGGGCUGUACACGGUCCGUUCGCCACCGCUGCGCUGCGACGCCUGCCUGCAUUCCGCCAGCCUCUACGACAUCAGCGAGGACCAGCUGCACCCCAACGACCCCCCCCCUCCUCCGCAGAUGCCCCAGUCGCCCUCCUUUACGGCCUAUCUGCCCCAGAACGACCCGUCGCACCCCGAGGGCGGUGGCCUCAUCAGCCACUUCCAGACGGAGGAGCCAAUCCGGCGCCAGCACUCCUACGAGAACCUGCCAGGGCAGAGUGGGCCGCGCCGCGUCAGUCUGCAGGAGGCUAGCCCCUACGCCAACCUGCCCCCGGUGUCCCCCUCUCCGGCGCCCCCCGGUGGCCUGGCUGGCAUGGCGGGCGUGAGCGGGCUGGGCGUGGGCCGCCGGAGCAAGUCGCUGUACCCGCUGCGCCCGUCAGAGAACCCGUUCCUGCAGACGCUGCGUGACGACCAGCGGUUGGCCCACGGCCGCAGCUCCACGGACAUCUACAAGCAGCUGGUGCCGCUCACAUUAGGCACGGGCAUGGGCACGGGUGGCAUGACCCCCACCUCGCCCUCGCCCUCUCACGUCCAUGCCCACCACGCCCACCACGGCCACGCCGCGCUGCUGGCCUCCGAGCUGUUCUACCCGGAGCACAUGAUGCCCUACGUGGCACCGCCACCUCCCCUGCAGGGCACAUACCCAGCGCCUCGCGCCAUGAGCGCCGGUGGGGCCCGGCGCGUCUACAAGAGGAUGCCCAGCAUCGAGUCCGACGUCUAGACCUCCCCAGGCCUACAGGGGGCGCCCCCCCUCGGGGCGGGUUGUCUAGGCGACGCAGGAGAGCGGGGGUGGCCAUGCAUGUCGUCUAGGCAAUGCAGGAGAGAGGGUGUACAUGUGUGUGUAGGGUCCAGCUGACUCUGGGAUGAAUCUGGGUUGGUAUGUGUGCAUCUGCUGUGGCUUGAGGAACAAAUCAAGGGGGUAAAUUCAGAGUAAGUAAGAUCAGGACCAAAUUGGGCUAAAUCAGAACUAAUUCCUGGCUAAAUCAAGGAUAAAUCGGGGCCAGGACAGGGGCAAAUGAAGGCAAAUGUGGGGCAAAUGAAGGCUAGA